Archocentrus centrarchus (flier cichlid) is the source of this 1742-nucleotide messenger RNA. Its product is annotated as beta-1,3-galactosyl-O-glycosyl-glycoprotein beta-1,6-N-acetylglucosaminyltransferase 3-like. The record is from RefSeq and is a predicted model, not a curated record. Lineage: Eukaryota; Metazoa; Chordata; Actinopteri; Cichliformes; Cichlidae. The transcript has a single exon. Bases 42 to 1325 code for a protein of 427 amino acids. Gene Ontology annotation, molecular function: acetylglucosaminyltransferase activity. Gene Ontology annotation, cellular component: membrane.
AGAAAAAGUCACCUGUGUGGCAGUCCCCUACAAGCGAGGAAAUGACUACUGUAAAGUGCUGUGUGUUGAGAACUCUUUUUCUCGUCCUCAUCAUUUUGCCCCUUUCUUUUGUUCUUUGGAGAACUGUCUCUGACAAGCAGUCAUCACGUGAUCUGGAAAUACCUCAUCAGUUCUCUAAUGAUCUGCCUGGAUGCUCAGCUAUUAUCACUGGAGAUGUUAGUGGCGAUGGAGGUAAAUUAGAAGCACUUCUGUCAUCCAGGAGAAGGAAGAAUGUUUUUUCUGAGGAUUUCUACAUUAAUGCGACAGAGGACUGUCAAGCUUACAUUCGAGAGAGAGGUUUCAUCACAGUGCCUCUCAGUGAGGAGGAGAAAGAUUUCCCCAUUGCAUACUCCAUGGUGAUCCACGAGAACAUCGAGAUGUUUGAGCGGCUUCUACGAGCUGUUUAUGCUCCUCAGAACAUCUACUGUGUACAUAUGGACCUGAAAUCCUCUGCAAAAUUUAAGGAGGCUGUGGCAGGUAUUGUUUCAUGCUUUCCUAAUGUGUUUGUAGCCAGUAAAUUAGAAAGAGUGGUAUAUGCCUCCUGGUUCAGAGUUCAGGCAGAUCUGAAUUGCAUGAAAGAUCUGCUGAACAGUCAUGUUAACUGGAGGUACCUGCUUAACACCUGUGGGACGGACUUCCCCAUCAAAACAAAUAGAGAGAUGGUAAGAGCACUGAAGUCCCUCAAUGGGAGGAACAGCUUGGAGUCUGAAGCCACUUCUGACUACAAGAAAAUUCGUUGGCAAUAUCACUACAAUAUCACAAACAGUGUUAUCAGGACAGAUGUGAUGAAAAGCCCCCCACCUAUUAGCAUCCCUAUGUUCUCAGGAAAUGCUUACUUUGUGGUCUCAAGAGCUUUUGUGGAACAUGUGAUGCAGGACGGAGAGGUUCAGAAAUUUCUGGAGUGGGAAAAGGACACAUACAGCCCUGACGAACACUUAUGGGCCACUCUACAGAGGAUGCCCUCUGUUCCUGGAUCAUUGCCUCAAAACAAUAAGUUUGAUGUGUCAGACAUGCUAGCCGUUGCUCGUGCAGUGAAGUGGAUCUAUUCAGCAGGAGACAUGAACAAGGGAGCACCCUAUGAGCCAUGCACGGGUGAUUACAGAAGAGCUGUCUGUGUGUAUGGAACUGGUGACCUCCAGUGGCUCCUGAAACAACACCACUUCUUUGCAAACAAGUUUGAUCCAGAGGUUGAUGAUAUUGCCAUUAGGUGCCUGGAGUCCUUUCUGCGUUUCAGAGCUUUAGGCUUUGACCCACUGUUCACUCAGCAAGAUGCAGCCACUAAGUAAUGCUUAGAAGGGUUUCAAAGUGUCAUUUAUGAUAUUAAAUAUGGCAUUGAUAUGUUUUUAGAAUCAAAUUUAUAUAUAUAUUUUUAAACAUUUUGUUGCCUUUAGUGUGUUGAAGAGGUGUAGUGACACGAAGCAAGCAUCCUGAGGCUCAACAGCUGAACUGAGGGAGUCAAUAUUUUGUCAAAAUAUUGAGAAUCUUUACCAAAAUGUCAGUCAUGUAAUAUCCAAACACCUGUGGAUGUCACUGUCAUUUCUUACUUGUGCUUUUUAAUACCUGGAUGAUUUCAGUGAAACCUGUACUUAUGGUGCCACCUAGUGGAGACCAAGUACAGCAGAAGAUUUAUGCAAAGGUGGUGGUGCUGCUUCUAGUCUUCAUUAUAUUUUAGUUAAACAGGGGGUUCUGCAAUUUUGUCAUUC